AUGACUGCGGAGUCUGCGGUAGACAUUGAGCCAGGGCUUCAACCCGUCAACACGGCGCAGACGGUACAGAUUGGAUAUGACAAUGACCUGGCUGCAAUCCCAACCACCCAGCGUGGGUUGAAAUCUCGACAUGCUCAGAUGAUAGCUCUUGGUGGCACCAUCGGUACAGGAUUGUUUGUUGGGUCAGGCCAAGCACUCCUGAUCGGAGGCCCGUUGUUUUUCGUUCUCGGCUACUGCAUUAUCACCAUUUUGGUAUACGGGAUUGUCACCGCAACAACGGAAAUGAGCUCCUACCUUCCAGUCGUGGGAUCUUCAAUGGCAUACUACGGCAACCGAUUCUACUCUCGCAGCAUUGGGGUCGCACUUGGCUGGCUCUACUUCUAUGUGUUCGCAAUCUCGGUACCCGCAGAGAUUACCGCAGCCAGUAUCGUGGUGGAGUAUUGGCACCCUGAUGUACACAUUGCGGUCUGGAUUACCAUCUUCAUGGUUGUUAUCAUCGGACUGAAUUGUUUUCCUGUGAAAUACUACGGGGAAACGGAGUUCUGGUUCGCCUCCCUGAAAGUCUUUGGUAUUAUAGGCCUCCUGAUCAUGGCCGUUGUGCUGAUCUUCGGUGGUGGUCCGAAUCAUCAAAGACUCGGCUUCCACUAUUGGAAGGACCCGGGUCUUGUCAACGAGUACCUGGUGACUGGAUCUACGGGUCGGCUCUGUGCUUUCGUGGGAACAACAACAUUCUCAGUUUUUGCUUUUGCUUUUGCUCCAGAGCUGCUCGUUGUGACAGGCGGUGAGAUGCAAUCUCCACGGAGGAAUCUGCCGCGAGCCGGAAAGCGUUACUUCUGGCGUCUCAUCACAUUUUACGUUUUGGGCUCUUUGGCCAUCAGCAUGAUCAUCUCCAGUGACGACGACCGGCUCCUCAGCGGUGGCAAGGGCGCAGGUGCCUCUCCUUGGGCCAUCGCAGCGAAGAACGCCGGCAUCAACGGGCUUGAUUCCGUCAUUAACGCAGUUAUCCUGACCUCGGCGUGGUCGGCUGGAAACUCCUACCUCUUUCUCGCCAGCCGUGCUCUCUUCUCGAUGGCACAGAGUGGCAAUGCACCAAAAGUCUUCCUCAAAUGCACGUCAUCCGGCAUUCCUUACGUUGCAACGGCGACUUGCGCUGUCUUCUGUCUUCUCGCAUACAUGAAUGUUUCUUCUUCCAGCUCCACAGUCUUCAACUGGUUUGUCAAUCUCAUCAACAUGGGUGCCUACAACAGCUGGAUUAUGAUCUGCAUCGUCUAUCUGCGCUUCCGCAAGGUCACCGCUGCUCAGAAGAUCACCGACCUUCCCUACCGAUCCCGCCUACAACCGAUCAUGUCCUAUGUCAGUGGCAGCGUCCUUACACUAUUGCUCAUCUUGGGUGGAUUCAAAAAUUUUGUCAAUGGGAAUUGGAACACGUCAAACUUCAUCACCAGCUACGUUGGAAUUCCAAUCUUCUUGGCUUUCUGGCUCGGCCACAAAUUUCUUCGUGCCAGGAAUGAGCCCUGGGCGAUCCCGUUAGAGGAAGUCGAUAUGCAUUCCGGACUGGACGAAGUCAUUGCUCGAGAAGGGCCGCCUCGAGGGCGAGAGACCUGGCUUGAUAAAUUCAAGGCCCUGUGGGAAUAA
Messenger RNA from Exophiala dermatitidis NIH/UT8656, 1635 nucleotides. RefSeq names its product AAT family amino acid transporter. Gene Ontology annotation, molecular function: amino acid transmembrane transporter activity. Gene Ontology annotation, biological process: amino acid transmembrane transport. Gene Ontology annotation, cellular component: membrane. The coding region runs from base 1 to 1635 and encodes 544 amino acids. The record is from RefSeq and is a predicted model, not a curated record. Lineage: Eukaryota; Fungi; Ascomycota; Eurotiomycetes; Chaetothyriales; Herpotrichiellaceae. The transcript is spliced from 2 exons.